AUGGGCUAUGAUUUGUUGAAUCGAGCCCAUGCAUCCAGUGUGGAGAUCAGUGAAAAGUGCAUCUCAACAUGCAAGCAGAUAGCGCAGCGCACUCUCACAUAUGCCAUCUACAACUUGGAUAAGGAAAAUGCUAAGAUUAUUGUGGAGAAGAGCUCCACCGGAAGCUAUGAUGAAUUUGUCAAUGAUCUACCCCAGGACGAAUGUCGAUGGGGUGUUUUCGACUUGGAGUUCAAGUCCAAGUUAGAUGGAACCGAUCAUAGCAGAAUGCUUUUAUUUAAAUGGUAUGUUCAUUUUAUCGCCCGUUUCAGCAACUCUCAAGUUGAGAAAUUGAUUAAUGACCGGGUUUUGAGGUCACCUAGUUCAGCGGGGAUCAAACAGAAGCUUGAUCUCAAUAAGGAAACAGAUGCCUUGAAGGAAUCGCUCACUGGGGUAACUGGGGUUAUACAGGCAACGGAUUACGAUGACAUUGACCAUGAAACUGUGUUGGGAAAGGUGGGAGGCAGCAACGAGUAG
Penicillium longicatenatum is the source of this 513-nucleotide messenger RNA. RefSeq lists its product as uncharacterized. NCBI's taxonomy places the organism in Eukaryota, Fungi, Ascomycota, Eurotiomycetes, Eurotiales, Aspergillaceae. The transcript is spliced from 3 exons. Gene Ontology annotation, molecular function: actin filament binding. The record is from RefSeq and is a predicted model, not a curated record. Gene Ontology annotation, cellular component: actin cortical patch; cytoplasm; actin cytoskeleton. Gene Ontology annotation, biological process: cell motility; actin filament severing; actin filament fragmentation. The coding region runs from base 1 to 513 and encodes 170 amino acids.